Messenger RNA from Neospora caninum, 477 nucleotides. RefSeq lists its product as hypothetical. Lineage: Eukaryota; Apicomplexa; Conoidasida; Eucoccidiorida; Sarcocystidae. The transcript has 2 exons. The record is from RefSeq and is a predicted model, not a curated record. Bases 1 to 477 code for a protein of 158 amino acids.
AUGGCAAAAAUCAACUGUUUGUCCCGGGCCGCGCCCAUCUUCGUGGUGCUAGCCUUCUUGGCUCUGACAACCACCUGUGUGUUGAGCUUGAAUGUUGACGAAGCGGAUGCGGCCCUCGAUGAGACUGGAGCCCCAAGCUUCACUCAGGAAGACGCGGAUGCUCUUGCUGACAAUCUCGACGAACAAGACGAAAACGACUCCGCUGCGGAUCGUGAAGAUUUUGAUGCAAAUGAAGAGAAUGAUUCCGAUGCUGCUAUCAGCGAGUCAGACGACAUGUCUUUCCUUGAGGACGGAGACCAAGCUGAUAUGGACGAGGAGGAUUUCGACUUUGAUGGAAUGAAUGAGGAGCAAGCGCAGGAAGUCGCAAACACCCUCUCGGGCGAGGAACGGCAAGCAUUCCUUGACUUGUGGGAAGAGCACAAGGCCAACAACACCGGCGAAAACGUGGAUCCAGAAGGUGCUUUCGCCGAACUGUAA